CAGAAUACCUACUUGCGCGAUAGAAAAUAUUGAAAACAAAAAUGUUUUUACUGUUUGCAUUAUUAAAUAUAUUCGGAGCUUUUGUGAUAAUUGUCAGUGAAAAAGAAAAGAUGCCUCGAUAUGUUGUUGAAGAAGGUGUUAAACCACCAAUUUUCGGUUCAUACAGUUACAACCCUCUUACACAAACAUUCGAUGUACAGGAUGAAACAUCAAGCAAAGGCAGUGUAAUUCAAAUUCAAAUAUAUAAUAAAACAAAUACGGAAAAUGAACGUGGGAAAACGGAAGACUUAUCACGAGUUUUUAGAAAGAAUGUCGUAUCGAAUAUGCCAAGAUCUUUGAAAACGUUAAACUGGUGGCCUCUCUUUGGGAAAAACAAAACGAACAAUUUUUUUAAGACAAUGACAACGAAGAAGCAGAAGACAAAGCUAAAUGAAAUAUAAAAAGGAAGCUGUAUAAUAUAAGAGAGGAUUGACGAAAUUUUGUUUGUACAAGCCCACACAAACAGAAAUAAAAAUGGAAAACAA
Molecule: messenger RNA, 524 nt
Organism: Colias croceus (clouded yellow)
Lineage: Eukaryota; Metazoa; Arthropoda; Insecta; Lepidoptera; Pieridae
Exons: 3
Coding region: 42-440 (132 amino acids)
Source: RefSeq, a predicted model, not a curated record